UGUGUAGGCGAGUCACGUGCGGACAGUCCGUUGAUCUCGUUUCGUUUAAGCAGUGAAUCUAUCCUGUUUGUUCAGUUGAUUUGGGCCCGUUUCAUGUUGUUUUCAAAACAAUAUUUCGUGUAGAUUUAUCUAUCUUCGCCGAAGAAUGAGCGACAACGAUGAUAUCGAGGUCGAUAGCGAUGCAGACAAGCGGGCACACCACAAUGCGCUGGAGCGCAAACGAAGGGACCACAUCAAAGACAGCUUUCACAGCCUCCGGGAUUCAGUUCCCGCCUUGCAAGGGGAAAAGCAGUCUAUCAAACAGGCAUCCCGAGCUCAGAUUUUAGACAAAGCCACAGAGUACAUCCAGUACAUGCGACGGAAAAACCACACACACCAGCAGGACAUUGAUGACCUGAAGAGGCAAAAUGCUCUGCUGGAGCAACAAGUACGGGCACUGGAGAAAGUCAAGGGGACCACACAACUUCAAGCUAACUACUCUUCUUCAGACAGCAGCCUGUACACUAACCCCAAGGGCAGCGCUGUAUCAGCAUUCGACGGUGGUUCUGACUCAAGCUCCGAGUCUGAGCCGGAGGAACAGCGUUCCCGAAAGAAGCACCGUGGGGAGGACAGCUAAAAAGCAGACCUGCUCCACAAAGUUCUCCUCUGAGGGGAGGGAGAGUCACAGCAAUGGCCUGUUUAGUAGUGCUUUUUUUCCCUGUACCUCAAACUCCCCAAACCCCUUGAUCGAUAUCCUCCAGUGAAUGACCAGAGAACACUCGAUUCCACGUGUACAGAAACCUCACAGGCUAAAAGAGCAAAGGACACUCAUUAGGGGAACAAGACUCGUGAUCGAAAACAUGGCUUGUUUUUUCUCUCCUCCCUCUCAACUCGGUUCGUCCAUCUUGUGUCUUGGCACACGCAACAACAAACGAUGAUUUAAACCCAAAAUGAGGCAGCUUUGCAACUUAAGGACUUGAUGCUUUUUUUUUUGUAGCCUUCUCUGCAAUCCCUCCAGGAGGAAUCCAAAAGGGGUGAAUAAGAUGUACAGCUCCUAGCACUGCUACAAUAUACUUUUUUUUUUUUUUGUUGAAUAUCUUAAAGCCUGCUUAGAACUUACCCUUAGCUGAAUUGUCCUGAGUGGUUUGCCUUUCUAAAUAUUUGUAACUUUUCCAUAGAGGAAUGUAAAAUUACUUUUAAAGCAUCUAUCAGUGUACCCGUUAGUCCUAUGGGAUGAUUGUCUAUGCUAUUGAUCGAUCCCUUAUUUAAAAAUAAAUAAUUAAACAUGCUUUAUGGGAAGGCUGCUGAGCUUGUGUUGUAUUUGUUGUUUUAGCCUGAUGUAGUAAAAGUUUACAGGUCGGAGAAAACUUUUUUUUUUAAAUGGGGUGAAAACGUGAUUAAAGCAUUUUAUUUUGCAUCUGUCACCCGAGCCUCCCAAAAUGUAUUUUAUGUAUAUCACUCCACAUUGGGAAUAUGAAAGUUCCAAAUGUCGUUUUCCCCACAACGCUAGUCAAUAUUGGAGUAGAUUCAUGUUGUGACUUUUAAAGUAAAUGUUCUAAAUGUGCAUUGAAAAUUUGACCGCAGCACGCCACAAAGAGUUGCAUUUUGAGUGUAUGGGAUGUGUGUGUGGAUAUCUUUUACCAUUAUUUUCCACUUAGGACAUUAGUAAAUCUGACUAGGUCUUUCUUUGUCUGAUUCCAUUCCAUGGAAAUUACAGGUAUGUUGUACAUACUGCCAACAGUUGUCUUGCAAGUUGAGGCCUACCUUUACAAUGAGAAUAUAAAUAAAACUAUU
This is a messenger RNA of Xyrauchen texanus (razorback sucker), 1773 nucleotides long. Its product is annotated as protein max-like. NCBI's taxonomy places the organism in Eukaryota, Metazoa, Chordata, Actinopteri, Cypriniformes, Catostomidae. The record is from RefSeq and is a predicted model, not a curated record. The transcript is spliced from 4 exons. The coding region runs from base 146 to 616 and encodes 156 amino acids. Gene Ontology annotation, cellular component: RNA polymerase II transcription regulator complex. Gene Ontology annotation, molecular function: DNA-binding transcription factor activity; protein dimerization activity. Gene Ontology annotation, biological process: positive regulation of transcription by RNA polymerase II.